AUGGCACGAUCUGUUUCUAUACCAUUGAGAGACAGUCUUGAAGAUGCGGAGAAUCUGAAAAGAAUACGGCGAUUCUCAGUGGAAGUUUGGAAUGUUACACAAAACUGGACAGCUACGUCUUCACGCUCUUCUGUAGUCCUCGACCGUUUGGUCAACAAUAAAUUACGAAUAAUAUACGGAAAAUACGAUAGUGAGCAACAACUUUCCGGAGCAGAGGGUACAGAGACGGUACUUCUCGACCACGAUACAAAACUUCGUCUCACAGCUGAGAUCGUCCGAGAUGCGGAACAACUCUGUGAUUUAGUCAAGGAAUUGGGUCGAGUUGUGACCAAGUUGCAGACAGCGCAGACUCGUGUCGAGUCGUGGAUCAAGCUAUGGCAAAAUCCAGGCCCGACCACGAAUCAUAUUUUGCAGACGUUAACAGAAGUUAUACCUGAUUUGAUCAGAAUGUAUGAACGCGAACUAAAUGUCCGGCAAGCUUGUUUAGCAGAUAUCUCUGAGUAUGAACAUCGUGAUGUCUUCGCAGCCGCAGCGUUGAGUUUUAAAUAUGAGCCUUUCAUCGACGACAAUGUUCUUUCUAGAUUAUUUGCUUUGGAAAUUAUAGAGAUUUCGUUUGAUGCUCUGCCUGAAGGAGAUGAAGUUUUGGAAAUAUUACGUGCUGAAAAAGCUUCUUUACAUUUCUGGAUCGAUUUGGGACUGGAAUAUUAUCGUUGCGGGCGAGUAGAUGAUUUUGUGCGUUUAUUGGAAGUCUCUGGAAGCGAAGCUUCUUUGGAUUAUCCUGAAGUCGAAAAUGAUCAGAUGCGCGCUCUGGAUAUAUUAGCAGCUUAUUAUGUUAGACUGGGUCACAAAGAGCGGACCUCGAAAGAGCGAAAACGUGAUCUGUUCUCAAAGGCCACGCUCCUGUACACAACAGCAGAUCGAAUAAAAAUGUAUGAUAUGCCCCAUUUAACUGGACGGGCUUAUUUCUGUUUAGUCGAAGCACGUGCAAGUAAAGUGGACUCAGCAGAUCAACAAUUUAAUUUUGUUCUUAAACAGGAUCCUUAUGAUAUUCCAGCGAUGAUGGGUAAAGCAAUCAUAGCAUUUAGUAAACAAGACUAUAAGACAGCGCUAUAUUUCCUGAAAAGGGCUCUACGGCAAAAACCUAGCGGACCCGCUGAUAUGAGGGUUGGUAUUGGUUACUGUUUAGCGAGGUUAGGAAUAACAGACAAGGCAAGAGUAGCUUUUGAACGAGCGCUUGAGCUGCAGAGUGACAACGUCUGUGCUUUGUCGGCCCUUGCCAUUCUCGACUACAAUACGCACACCGUCGAAGGCGCUCAAAGUGCUGUUCUAUGCCUCGGUCAAGCGUACAGUUUGGAGCCGGAGAACCCUGUUGUGCUUGUUCACCUUGCAAAUCAUUUUUUCUUCAAAGGGGAAAUGGCGAAAGUGGAGCGGCUUGCAUGGCAUGCAAUGAACAUGACUGAAAGCGAUGAAAUCAAGGCCGAAGCUUGCUAUAUUCUUGCACGUUACUUCCAUUAUAGCCGCGACUAUGAGAAAGCGUUCAAGUACUACUACCAAGCUACAACGCUGAACCACCCUACUUUUGUACUGCCCCAGUAUGGCCUUGGUCAGCUCUACAUAAUGCGAGGCGAGUUCAAUCAGCUUUAUAUGCUCAUACAGAUCCCGGAAAUCAGCUGCUGUUCCCCUCUUUAUUAUACUGUUCAUCAGGAACGGCAAGAAAAGGCUCGUGAGAUGUUGACAAAAGUCUUGGAGGCCAUGCCCAAUGAUGUAGAAGUUUUGAUUGAUCUGGCUCAGCUCUUAGAAGGGGUCGAUCCGCAGAAGUCCCUUACUCUCUAUGAAACCGCUUGUGAGUUGAUCAAACCAUGUGAAGAUGGCCAAAUGGAUGCCCCAGCAGCAAUUUUAAAUAACAUCGGUGCUUUACAUAUGACCAUGGAAAAUUAUGAGCGAGCGAAGGAGUACUUUGAAGCUGCAGAAGCUAAGCUUCAGGAAGAUCUUGAGGGAGACCUUUGCGAUUCCAAGUUAUCGUCAUACGUUAUUACUAUGCGAUACAACCUGGCUCGUUGCUUGGAACAUCUCUGUCUGUUUGAGGAUGCGGAAGUGUUGUACAAAGCCAUUCUCAGAGAGCAAGAAAACUACACGGACUGUUAUUUACGACUCGGCUGCCUGGCUCGCGAUCGUGGACAGAUUUAUGAGUCGUCGGUGUGGUUCAAAGAGGCUAUGUCUGUGGAUCAGAACAACGCAGACUCAUGGGUUCUCAUCGGAAAUUUGCAUAUGUCGAAACAUGAGUGGGGUCCCGGACAGAAGAAGUUUGAGCAGGUUCUGAAUAAGAUGGACAAAGAGGAUGCAUAUUCAUGGGUGUCGCUUGGAAAUGUUUGGAUGGAGAUGCUCUUCAAUCUCGGUCGUAAGAAGAUCGAUGAUCUUCCAGCUCAAGAGGCAAAAUAUAUGGACCGUGCACUGCAAAUGUUUGGAAAAGCUUUAAAGAUUGAACCCAAAAAUAUCUGGGCAGCUAACGGAAUUGGCUGCGUACUAGCUUCAAAAGCGAUGUGGCAAGAUGCACGAGAUAUAUUUGCGCAAGUUCGUGAAGCUACCUCCGAAUUUGAAGACGUCUGGAUGAAUAUCGCUCAUGUCUACAUUGAACUCGGGCAGUACGUUCCAGCAUUACAAAUGUAUUCUAAUGCAAUUAAAAAAUUCGACAAGGAGCAGGAUCAUCAGUAUUCUAAUGCAAUUAAAAAAUUCGACAAGGAGCAGGAUCAUCAGUGUUUGCUUUAUCUGGCUAGAGCAUUCUACAAAGCGGGAAAAUUGACAGAAAGUCUACAAACGCUAGAGAAAGCCAUGUUCGAAUCUCCUGACAAUGUGCUGAUUAAAUUCAAUUACGCUUUCGUACUCAAACUUAUGGCUACAGAGGUACUGCAGGAAGUAAAAUCUACUGCAGCACAAGUGAGAGGCGCAAUGGAUGACUUGAAAACCGCUGAGAGGUGCGAAUUCUCGUAUAUUUCUAGUGAUUAUUGCGAUGGUUGUGACUUCCACGGUCUUUUCAUAAAAGUGUUCUCCUACAUAUCCAACAAUCGAGAUGAAACCUUGUCGGGAUCGCGAUACGUCUCACGUACACACGCCGGUGAAGAAGCGAGAGCAUGUGAUGAUUUACUGAAGCAAGCACAAACGUACUUGGUUCGUGCACAGCAACGAGACGAAGAAGAUGAACGGCAAAGGCAGAAGCAGCUUGCGGAGAGAGAGGCACUUCGACAAAAGCUGGCGCAGGAGAUUGAGGAGCGCGAAAAGGAGCUACGAGAAAAACAAGCUUCAAUGGCGAGUAUGAGAAAUGAAUAUGUGCAAAUGACGAAAAAUCUUUUACGGAUACCAGAAUUGGUUGAAGAAAAGAAGGGUGGAAGGGGAGGCGGUGGAGGCCGAAGGCGAAAAGGUGAAGUCGGAGAUGAAUUUGUUAACGACAGCUCGGACAUGGGCAGCUGGCAUGGCGAAGAAGGAGGAGGUGAUGGCGAGAGGCGAAGAAAAGACAAGUCAUCCAAAAAAGCGGCAAGAAAGCGGAGAGAAAAGCGAGCUGCCGAGGCUAACAGUGGAUCCGAAGGGGAAGAAUCAGCUCAAGAGCGACGUAGACGAAAAAGAGAAGCUGCAGAACGGAAAUCAGCGGCUAAGUUGUCACAGAAACAGUCGGCAAAGAUCAAAAGCAAAGCUUUCCUCUCGUCUGAAGAGGAUUCAUCUGAUGGCGCACCUGUUCGUGUACCAGAAGACGUGGGUGAUGAGAGUCCAAGACCGCCGAGAAUCACUGAUUCAGAUGAUAGCGAUGACAGUGGUCGUCACCGACGGAAAAAGGUCCUCGUAACUAAAUCAAAUGACGGGCUUGCGCUAUUUUUAAUUAAGGGGUACAGAGGAAUCCCCUCGAAGUUCGCUCACGAGACUGUCAUGGAUUCUGAUGAUGAGCAGUCAGAUAGCGGAUCAGGGGGAGGACCGUUGAUUGGUGCAGGAUCAGACAGCGACGAUGCACCGGCGCCUCAAAGAUCACCUGCCGAUAGCGAUGCAGGCAGUGGCGGCAGUGAUUCAGCUCCUCGCAAAAAGAAGAAACAAAUACAAAGUAGUGAUGAAAGUGAUUGA
Haemonchus placei is the source of this 4104-nucleotide messenger RNA. The record is from the annotation of a GenBank genome assembly. NCBI's taxonomy places the organism in Eukaryota, Metazoa, Nematoda, Chromadorea, Rhabditida, Trichostrongylidae.